AAUAUUAAUAGUACAUUGUGUGAUUUACUCUUUCCAAGGUAUGUCGACUGUGUUUUUUAUUGCGUUGUAGUCAUCAAUGUGGUUUUCUAGUAAGUAAUUCCUAAGAAUUGUGAUUUCUUUUUCAUCUCGAGAUGCUCUUGUCAUUCUAAAUAAAAUUUCAAUUGCGUUGGUAUCUGGUUUGAAUUCUUCACUAUUGAAGGUGACAUUACGAGCAUCUGAAAACCUUCUUCUUCUAACAAGGGCUUCUAUGAGAGUUUCCCAAUUCUUCCUAUUAGGUUUGAUGUAUUUCUUUGAUAAAUUCCAAAUAUGGAUUGAAUCAGCGGGUGUGUUCCUACUACCGCUUACAUCUAAUGCUAUUGAUAAAGACGCGUUAUCAGCUCUACGUGAGAAUAAAAGUGCAUUAUAGAGUUCAACGCAUUUUCCACCAUUACCAACUCUAUUAUGAGCAUUAAGGAGGGCAUUAUGGAGGUAUAUAUCUGGCAUUAUUGAUCUAUCAACGUUCAAGAGUGUUUCUAUUUUUGCAAUACUCCUGUUAUCCCUCACAUGAGCGUAAUAAUCUAGUAAACUGGUGUAGGUUUUACAGUCUGGGGGAUAACCAGCUUUACGCAUAUCGUUUAGAAUUUCAGAGAAUAGUACAGCUGGUACGAUAUUUUCAUCUUGGAAUUUGAGACCACAAAAUUCUGCAAUGAUAGUUGAGAAUCCAGCAGCAUCAAGUCGAGUUGCUUUACUAUCAACGACGUUAGCAUAAAGUCUAAACGCCUGAUAGUAAUCACUUGAAGCGUGAAGGAGAGUGACUAUGAAUGAAGUUGUGAAUUGACUUUCUAAAUCGACACUAUUUGUUUUCAUAUCGACAAGAAUGUCAAUUGCUGUUUGUACAUCACCAGCUUUUGCGCAUGUUCGAAGCAUAUGAGCUAAUACACGUGUAUCUAAUCGCUCGCGAUCAAGUUGAUCAUAAAUUGAUAACAUUUUGCGUAAAUUAUCAAGUGCUGUACCAUCUUUAUUACCCGCAAGUGCAGUUAUGAGUGGUAAAGUCACCGCCAAUGAUCGUUGAUCUGGAAUAGAGAUACAGAAUUCAUAAGCUUCAUCAAGGUUUACCAUCAGGAGAUGCUCUAAAGCUGCUCUGUAGGUGUGUUUACCUGGUUCAACACCAGCAUAUGCAGAGAGAUCAUCUAUGAGAAUCUUCGCAUCUUCGCUUGAUGAAGGCCUUUGUGAUAAUCCGACGAGGUGAGAUAAAGCAAUAUCAUUAGGUGAUAGACCUGCUAAAAAUAUCUCAUCAACGACUUCCUUUGCUUUUUCAAGACCAUGUUGGCGACCAGUAGCCAAUAGGAUACACGUCCAGCUUGCUAUGUCCGUGUCACUCGAUCUAAGAAAAGCUUCAGAUUCAUUUGCUCGACUCCAUUGAUGUAACCUUGAAUAACCAUCUAGUAGAAUAGUGUGUGUAAAUAAAUCUGGUUGAUAGCCAUCCAUUUUUAGAUCCUCUAGGAGGCUAUCUACAACAUCUAUAUCGUGAUAUUGGAAAGCCAACUUUAAACGUGCGUUGUAGAUAUGUAAGUCAGGUUUAAUGUCGCGCUCUUCCAUAAUUGAUAGUACACGCUGAUAAGCGUUGUAGUCGUUGUGGGUUGAACAACCAGUGAGAAGGACCGAGAAUAUAGCAAGCGAAGGAUUAUCCAAAGUGCGUACGAUAUCGACUGCUUUGUUUAUUCUACGCUGGUUUACGUAUGCUUGUAUAAUGAAUUGGAAAUCACGCCUCGAGAGUUCCAACUUCCAAUGAUUGCGUAUAUCCUCACAGAAUUGAUCCAAAAAAGGUGAACUUUGUUUAGAUAAGAUAGACAAAGUCUUUGAAAGUUUGUUGUUGUCUAGGAAAUCCUUAUUCGAUGAUGUCUUCAAGUUGUUGUAAUGCGUUACUAAAGUGUCUAUGGAAGGGUUUUUACUAUUUAGAUUUCUAUUAAACAACUCGUUCGAUUGUUUAAUUGAAGGUUUCGUAGAUUUGAACAAAUUCUUAAACAAGUUCGUUAUCUGCUUAUAGUCCUCUAUUCUAGAGGAUUUGUAUAAUAAUUUAGACGAUUUCAUUUUUUAUUUUUUUAUCUCGUCGUCUUCUCUACAAAGCCUUCCUCUCUCUUGAGCUCGCUUUAGUUGAAAAUCUGAUGUCUACGCUAUCAGCCAUCCAAGCACAGCAGGAUUUUAUAGUAAAACCAUCCGAUGGUGUAACUCAAUUGGAUACUUCACAAUGGCCAUUGUUGUUGAAGAACUACGACAAGUUGCUAGUCAGAUCAAACCAUUACACUCCACUGCCAUUUGGAUGCUCACCAUUAAAGAGGGAUUUGGUUACUUACAUUAAAUCCGGUGUCAUUAACCUUGACAAACCUUCAAACCCUUCCUCACACGAAGUUGUCGCUUGGAUUAGAAGAAUGUUGCGUACAGAAAAGACCGGUCACUCAGGUACCCUCGAUCCUAAGGUCACUGGUUGUCUCAUCGUCUGUAUCGACAGAGCUACCCGUCUCGUCAAGUCUCAACAAGGUGCUGGUAAGGAGUACGUUGCUGUCUUGCGUCUUCACGACAAACUUCAAGACCCAGCUGCUCUCCCACGUGCUAUCGAAACACUCACAGGUGCUCUCUUCCAACGUCCACCUUUGAUUUCCGCUGUCAAGCGUCAACUUCGUAUCAGAACCAUCUACGAAUCAAACCUCAUAGAAUUCGACAAUGACCGUGGUUUAGCUGUCUUCUGGGUUUCAUGUGAAGCUGGUACUUACAUUCGUACCUUGUGUGUUCACUUAGGUCUCCUCCUCGGUGUUGGUGGUCACAUGCAAGAACUCAGACGUGUUCGUUCAGGUGCCAUGUCCGAAGAUGAUGAUAUCGUCUCUAUGCACGAUGUUCUCGACGCUCAAUGGAUUUACGACAACACCAGAGACGAAUCUUACUUACGUAGAGUCAUCAGACCACUCGAAGCUCUCCUUGUUAACUACAAGAGAAUCGUUGUAAAGGAUUCAGCCGUAAACGCCCUCUGUUAUGGUGCCAAGCUUAUGAUUCCAGGUUUAUUAAGAUAUGAAAAUGGCAUUGAAGUUAACGAAGAGGUCGUCCUUAUGACAACAAAGGGUGAAGCUAUCGCUGUCGGUAUUGCGCAAAUGUCAACAGCUGACUUGUCAACCGUCGACCACGGUGUCGUAGCAAAGAUCAAGCGUUGUAUUAUGGAACGUGACUGGUUCCCAAGAAAGUGGGGUCUCGGUCCAAGAGCUCAACAAAAGAAGAAGAUGAUCAAGGAUGGACAACUUGACAAGUUCGGUCGUCACACUGAUGCAACUCCUGAAAGCUGGAAGAACGGCUACACUGAUUAUAGCCAAACAUCAACAACGAUUCCAACCCAACCAGAACCAACCGCGGAAGUUAAGGAAGAGGUUAAGGUAGAAAGUGUUGAAAAGCCAGCUUCACCAAUGAAGACUGAGGAAGUUGAUGAUGCCGAAGCUCAACGUAAGAAAGAGAAGAAAGACAAGAAGCGUAGACGUUCAGAAGCCGCAGGUGAAGGUGAAGAAGAUGAGGAGGAGAGAAAACGUAGGAAAGCUGAAAAGAAAGCCGCAAAAGCCGCCGCAAAAGAAGCUGCCAAGGAGUAAUUUUUAUUAGAUCUUUGUAAUUUAUCUGCGUUCCAUGUAUUAAU
This is a messenger RNA of Wallemia mellicola CBS 633.66, 3649 nucleotides long. RefSeq names its product putative rRNA pseudouridine synthase. The transcript is spliced from 3 exons. Gene Ontology annotation, molecular function: pseudouridine synthase activity; RNA binding. Gene Ontology annotation, cellular component: box H/ACA snoRNP complex. Lineage: Eukaryota; Fungi; Basidiomycota; Wallemiomycetes; Wallemiales; Wallemiaceae. Bases 2145 to 3605 code for a protein of 486 amino acids. The record is from RefSeq and is a predicted model, not a curated record. Gene Ontology annotation, biological process: snRNA pseudouridine synthesis; rRNA pseudouridine synthesis; mRNA pseudouridine synthesis.